GGAAGGGCCGAGCCACGGACUGUGGUACGGAGGUGUGCUCCUGCCCACCCUUUCUCCAGGCUGUGGCCUCCGCGAGGGCGGAGCUGGCCGCACCGCCGGCCGCGCGACUGCCCAGCUCAGACUCGGACUCCGCCUCUAGCCCGCCUCAGCCUACCUGUCGGGAGGUCCUGACUUGUUUCCUCCCUGAGUUUCCCGCGGGAACUAACUUGAAGAGGACCAACCGCAGCCCAGAGCUUCGCAGGCCCGGCCAACCAGAAGCGAGGUUGAGAUCAGGGGCGGGCCGCGGGGAGAGAGCGUCCCAUUUGUCUUGAAAAGCCUGGGCGUGUGGAUUGGGAAGCCCGGGAGCUCGGCGGGGUGCGGAAGUGCCCAGGCCCCUUCUCCUGGGUUUGGGAGCUUGGGCGAGCCAGCUUCACCCUUCUGAAGUCCGCUUCAGGUGUCCGGGCUCAGCCUCGGUCACCAUGUCCUGCCAAACCACCCCUCUGGGCUCCAGCUGUCUGGACCUGUGGAGGGAAAAGAACGACCGGCUCGUUCGACAGGCCAAGGUGGCUCAGAAUUCCGGUCUGACUCUGAGGCGACAGCAGUUGGCUCAAAAUGCACUGGAAGGUCUCAGAGGGCUCCUCCAUAGUCUGCAAGGUCUCCCUGCAGCUGUUCCUGUUCUCCCCUUGGAGCUGACUGUCACCUGCAACUUCAUUAUCCUGAGGGCAAGCUUGGCCCAGGGUUUCACAGAGGAUCAGGCCCAGGAUAUCCAACGGGGCCUAGAGAGAGUGCUGGAGACACAGGAGCAGCUGGGGCCCAGGUUGGAACAGGGGCUCAAGGAGCUGUGGGACUCUGUUCUUCAUGCUUCCAUCCUUCUGCCGGAGCUGCUGUCUGCCCUGCACCGCCUGGCUGGCCUGCAGGCUGCCCUCUGGUUGAGCGCUGACCGUCUUGGGGACCUGGCCUUGUUGCUGGAGACCCUGAAUGGCAGCCAGGCUGGAGUGCAAUGGCACGAUCUCGACUCUGCAACCUCUGCCUCCUGGGUUCAAAAUGGAGCCUCUGAGGAUCUGCUGUUACUUCUGAAAACUUGGAGUCCCCCAGUUGAGGAAUUAGAUGCUCCAUUGACCCUGCAGGAUGCCCAGGGAUUGAAGGAUGUCCUCCUGACAGCAUUUGCCUACCGCCAAGGUCUCCAGGAGCUGAUCACAGGGAACCUGGACAGGGCCCUAAGCAGCCUUCAUGAAGUGGCUUCAGGUCUGUGUCCACGGCCUGUGUUGGUCCAGGUGUACACAGCACUGGGGUCCUGUCACCGUAAGAUGGGAAAUCCACAGAGAGCACUGUUGUACUUGGUUGCAGCUCUGAAAGAGGGAUCAGCCUGGGGUCCCCCACUUCUGGAGGCCUCUAGGCUCUAUCAGCAACUGGGGGACACAACAGCAGAGCUGGAGAGUCUGGAGCUGCUAGUUGAGGCCUUGAAUGUCCCCUGCAGUUCCAAAGCCUCACAGUUUGUCAUUGAGGUAGAAUUACUACUGCCACCACCUGACCCAGCCUCACCCCUUCACUGUGGCACUCAGAGCCAGGCCAAGCAUGUAUUAGCAAGCAGGUGCCUACAGACAGGGAGGGCAGAAGACGCUGCAGAGCAUUACUUGGACCUGCUGGCCCUGUUGCUGGAUAGCUCGGAGCCAAGGUUCUCCCUGCCCCGCUCCCGCCCAGGGCCCUGUAUGCCUGAGUUGUUUUUGGAGGCAGCAGUAGCACUGAUCCAGGCAGGCCGAGCCCAAGAUGCCUUGACUGUAUGUGAGGAGUUGCUCAGCCGCACAUCAUCUCUGCUACCCAAGAUGUCCCGGCUGUGGGAAGAUGCCAGAAAAGGAACCAAGGAACUGCCAUACUGCCCACUCUGGGUCUCUGCCACCCACCUUCUUCAGGGUCAGGCCUGGGUACAACUGGGUGCCCAAAAAAUGGCAGUUAGUGAAUUUAGCCGGUGCCUUGAGCUGCUCUUUCAUGCCAUACCUGAGGACAAAGGACAAGGGGCAGCUUCCAACUGUGAACAGGGAUGUAAGUCAGAUGUGGCACUGCAGCAGCUUCGGGCAGCCGCCCUAAUUAGUCGUGGACUGGAAUGGGUAGCCAGUGGCCAGGAUACCAAAGCCUUACAGGACUUCCUCCUUGCUGUGCAGAUGUGCCCAGGUAAUCAAGACACUUACUUUCACCUGCUUCAGACUCUGAGGAGGCUGAAUCGGAGGGAUGAGGCCACUGCACUCUGGCGGAGGCUGGAGGCCCAAACUAAGGGGCCACAGGAAGGUGCUACAUGGUCUCUCCCGCUGUACCUAGAAAGCUAUUUGAGCUGGAUCCAUCCUUCUGAUUGUGAAGCCCUCCUUGAAGAGUUUCAGACAUCUCUGCCGGAGUCUUGUGACCUGUAGCUGCUACGUUUCCAAGAGCUUGAGCUGGGGCCCCCGUGGGCUGUCUCUGUGUGGGGAGGGCUUUCUGUUUCACCAUCAUUAGGAAUCCUGGACUGGUGAGGUUGGUGGUGAGCCUGUGAAAUUUGCCCCAGUUACUACCAUUCUGGUUUUGGAGGAAACAAUCUCUGCCACCACCAAGUUAUUGACUUUGCUCGAGGCACCUUUUUUUCCUGUUUCCCCUUUUCUUUUGUUGAGUAAAAUUUCAUUUAUA
Messenger RNA from Callithrix jacchus (white-tufted-ear marmoset), 2631 nucleotides. RefSeq names its product FA complementation group G (gene FANCG). The record is from RefSeq and is a predicted model, not a curated record. Gene Ontology annotation, biological process: interstrand cross-link repair. Gene Ontology annotation, molecular function: protein binding. Lineage: Eukaryota; Metazoa; Chordata; Mammalia; Primates; Cebidae. Gene Ontology annotation, cellular component: Fanconi anaemia nuclear complex.